UCUCUCUUCGGUGUUACAUUUUGUAGACGGUCCCUGCGCACUCGUCUCACAGCCGGAGACCAAUGUUAUUUUCCAGGUCGGAGGACGGCUCGUUUUGAUGAAAAUGAGGUUGUAGCUUGUUGUCUCCCUUACUACGGUAGGAAAUAGUCGUCGUUUGUGUUUUAAUGACGUUCGCUGGUUGUGAAAUUGUGCAAGCCAUGCCUUUUUUGGAAUUCAUAGCUGGGAGCAUUUCUGGUGCAGUUGGACUGGCAGUUGGUCAUCCAUUAGACACUGUGAAGGUGCGCCUUCAGGCCCAGUCUGUUUACAAAGGGAUAUUUCACUGUAUGGCUAAAACAUACUCUAAUGAAGGGCUCCAUGGAUUCUUCAAGGGCAUGGCAUUUCCGGUGCUGACCACGGGUAUCACCAACUCUGUUGUCUUUGGCUCUUACAGUAAUGCCUUAGAUUACCUCACUCAGUCUCAGCGCUGUGAGCGCAAUCAAGGCAAACCGGCUUCUGCUGCACAGGUCUUCACUGCCGGCUGCUUCUCAGGCCUGGUGCAGGUGUUUAUUACUGCCCCCGUUGACCUGGUGAAGGUGCGUCUGCAGGGUCAAACAACUGCUGACCGAUACCGUGGACCCUUUCAUUGUGUUGCUGUCAUCCUGAAGAAAGAGGGACCCAGGGGUCUGUUCAGAGGAGGGCUGGCCCUAGCCCUGAGGGACAUACCCUGCUAUGGACUCUACUUUUUACCUUACGAGGUCACUCGAAAGGCUCUGACUGAGAGCAACAAAGAGCCAGGUACGCUUGCAAUAUUGAUGGCAGGUGGUGUGGCGGGUGUGGUGACCUGGGCUUUUGCCACGCCCAUGGACGUGGUGAAAGCCCGGCUCCAGAUGUCAGGGGCCGGCGGCCGGGAGUACAGAGGGGUCCUCCACUGCAUGAGAGUGAGCUUCAGAGAGGAGGGACUGAGGGUCUUUUUCAAAGGCCUUCUACUGAACAGCCUGAGAGCCUUCCCCGUCAACGCCGUCACCUUCCUCAGCUACGAGAGUCUGAUGAGGAUUUUCUGCCCACCGACGAGAUGACCUCACUCUUGACGGCAAUUAGAUACACUCCUUGCCAUGCAAAUUGAAAGAUCUUCCUGUGGUGUGGACAUUUUAAUAUACAUACACAAUUUGACUGUAGGUCAGAUAUUCUCAGGGUUACUUAAAAUUUGCCUUAUUGGGUGCCUUCACUAUGAUAGUUGGCAAGCUAUUCCACAUUGUGAUGCCUCUAAACAUUACAGACCUGCACACCGCAUUUGAACACACUUCAGCUGAACACAAUAGAUGAAAAUGUUCAAAUUCAGUUCCAGCUGAUUUUGUUGUGACUUGAACUGCAGGGUUAAGCUCUUCAUGUUUACUGGAUAUCAAAUCCAUUGUUGUCCAAAAUGUGAAUGUAAAAGUUAUAACUUUGUUGCAGACAGAGCCAUGUUUUUCACUAUAGGUUUUUUUUUUAUUUCAAAGCAUUUUAUUCCUCUCAACUGGACACAAACCGUGAUCAUAAAUAAACAGUACAAAUAAUGGA
Molecule: messenger RNA, 1536 nt
Organism: Perca flavescens (yellow perch)
Lineage: Eukaryota; Metazoa; Chordata; Actinopteri; Perciformes; Percidae
Gene: slc25a45
Product: solute carrier family 25 member 45
Exons: 7
Coding region: 165-1055 (296 amino acids)
Biological process (GO): transmembrane transport
Cellular component (GO): mitochondrion
Molecular function (GO): transmembrane transporter activity
Source: RefSeq, a predicted model, not a curated record